Messenger RNA from Limanda limanda (common dab), 2643 nucleotides. It is a transcript of the gene c16h3orf38, whose product is annotated as chromosome 16 C3orf38 homolog. The coding region runs from base 8 to 910 and encodes 300 amino acids. The record is from RefSeq and is a predicted model, not a curated record. The transcript has 4 exons. NCBI's taxonomy places the organism in Eukaryota, Metazoa, Chordata, Actinopteri, Pleuronectiformes, Pleuronectidae.
AUCAAAGAUGUCUGGGCUGUCAGAGACGGAGCGGCUCGGCUGCACAGAGAUUUUGAAGCUCCUGUCAAACAGCGACCUGCUGUCACUCAGUGACACGGUGACCAAUAAGGUGAUAGUUGUGGAGAAUAGCUCAGAAGCCACGGAAACGAUCCUGAUCUUCAGUAAAAAUGCAGAAGAGCUCCUGAGAAGGAAGAAAGUUCAACGGGACCUAAUUUUUAGGUAUCUGGCCAAACAGGGGGUGGCGAUGGCCCCCAUCAGUGACAAACACCAGCUGGUGAAGAGGACGCUGGAGCUUUGGAAGGCCGUGGUUGAUAAAAGACCUCAAGGACUGAAAGAUGGGACCAGAGAGAAAGAGCCCUCCGAGACAACAUCUGAUACCCUAAACAUGAAGGUGACGGUGGGUUUUGACCCUCAGCUCCUGGGCCAGCAGUUCUGCCAGUGGUUCUUCCAGCUCCUGAACAGCCAGAACCCCUCACUGGGCCAGUCGCCUCAGGACUGGGGGCCGCAGCACUUCUGGCCAGAUGUGAAGCUGCGUCUCCUCGCUAGCGCGGGCAGUGUACAGAUUGAGGAAUUCCUGGGAGCUGAACUGGUUAGCCUCCGCCUCCUAGCCUUGACCAAGGAAGAGCGCCUUCUCCUCAACCCCAACCUGGAGCCCCUUGGCCUCAGGACACUUGCCUCCCCCCAUGGCAUGGUGCUGGUGGCCGUGGCCGGGACCAUCCACAGAGAUUCAGCCUGCCUGGGCAUCUUCGAGCAAAUAUUUGGCCUCAUCCGCAUCCCGCUGGAAAAUAACAGCUGGAAGAUCAAGUUUAUCAACCUGAAAAUCCGAGGGCAGGAAGCUCUGGGCGGGACAGAGGCCACAGCGCCUGCUUUGACUUACAACUCCACUGAACUGCAGCUUCUCUGCAGUUGAUGAAGCUCUUACUCCUCACUUGUCUAAAUGCCCAAACACAGACAACCAAGCUGUUGUUUGCAGAGACUUAAACACGCUACUGGUAGAAACGGCUUUCUUCACUUAUAUUUACCACUCCAGUCAGGUUGUACAUGUACAGGUAGGUACAGGUGGACACUGAUGCACAUAGAAACAUUUUUACCUUAAAUAUACUGCACCUUGAUGCAAAGCGUAUUGUGCUUUGUUGGCCUGUGGCUCUCAUUGAACUAUGUUCUUUGAUUUUGUUUCCCACUUUUAAAAUUCCUUUUUCAUUUAUCUUCACAGUUCCACAGACAGAAUGGUUUUCCUCUUCAUCGCGCCCUGUUAGAAUAAUCAUUAUAAUUGUCACCAAUAUGAUGAAUGUGAUUUGAGCAUUGCAUGUUGGUAAAUCACUGUUAUGUUUUGGUAUUGCCAUUAUUGCAGGGGAAUUAUUGUGAUUACAUUGCAGUAAUGUCUGUAUCAGUAUGCAGCAGCUUUUUACAUUUUAAUGGCACGGUUAACAGCUGUGGGGGAAAUGUUUGGUCUGUUACUUCUGCCUAGAGGGUUAUUCUUUUGUUCAUGUUUGUUCGUUAGGAGGAUUAAUCAAAAGAUAUAUUAUUUUCUUACUUUGUGAGAUGGAGCAUUUUGCAAUAUUUUCAUUAAUUUCUCAGCGAACGCUUCAUAGAACCAAUAUGAAAGAUUUGGAAAACGUAUAUUUAUGAGCUUUUUAAUUCGAUGCAGAUCCAAAUACAAAGCCGGACCUUGUGAAUUUAUAUGUGGUUCCAUAAGGGGACAGUUGGGCCUUGGCAGAAAGACGCAUUCUACAGAGUGGGUCAAAGUGUAAUUGGCCACAAAUUGUAAAUGUGCCUUAGAACAGAAUUAGCAUUACUUUGAAUUCCAUUACUUAUGAAUGCAGUGGAGUCUUAUGGCUCCUCACAGUUCAACUGAUGCUCUCGUUGAAGCUCCUGAAGAUAUUCACGAUCAUCAAGAAGAACAGAUCACUUAUUCUUCACCAGGUUCGAAACGAGCUCAAAGCUUUUGCAAAGAUCCAACAUUUGUUGCACUGUGUUGAUGUAAUUUUUUAUGGUUUCUAAAGUCACAAUAUAUGAACUGUCUGGUUGCAUUAGGUCAUGAUCACAGGGUCCUCUUGAGCAGGAGCUCAGUCGCUGUCAGUGGUUUCAGAAUGUAAGAAUAGAUAAGGACGUAGGUUUUUAAGGUCAAAUCUGAUAGCUGCGAUUUUGUCUGUCGUCAGUAUUCAUAUAUUUGAUCAUUUCCAUACUCCUCAGACUGUUUUGAUUACGAGUGUAAUUAUAGACUGGCAGCCUCUAAUACCAGAUUCAAAUAAUUUCAGACAUCUUAUAUAAAAAUAAACGCAUUCAGUAGCUGGGGUUCCGAAGAAAAUGAACAUUAUAUCAGACUUGACAAUCGGAUUUUCAUUAUUUUUUGGAAUCGCAAAAAUCCUAUAUGACGUGCACACCACACGUGCGUGUCCAACUCCAGGGGUUUGGGGUUUUACUGGUAAGAGGCAGGUCUUCUCUCCCCAGUGCAUUCCUGAGAGCUCAGUGCAAAUCAGGAGGUCCACCCCCCCGUUAGGCUGAUACGGGGAAAUAAGAUUCAGGGGAGGAGCCAGCCUCUCCAUCAUUAACCUCAGCUUAAUGGAAAAAGAUGAGCACCGACCAAUGAGAAGCCUUGACUGACUCCUUUUAGUUUCGAAAAAUAAAAGCAUUCCAAAAGCA